Messenger RNA from Odontomachus brunneus, 8116 nucleotides. Its product is annotated as regulator of G-protein signaling 7. Bases 1340 to 3688 code for a protein of 782 amino acids. NCBI's taxonomy places the organism in Eukaryota, Metazoa, Arthropoda, Insecta, Hymenoptera, Formicidae. The record is from RefSeq and is a predicted model, not a curated record. Gene Ontology annotation, biological process: regulation of G protein-coupled receptor signaling pathway; intracellular signal transduction; G protein-coupled receptor signaling pathway. The transcript has 16 exons.
UUUCGACAUUGCUUGUGCCGCGGCGUCCGAUGGUCGUACGAGCGGGGUAAAGGAAGGCAAGCAGGCAGACAGACAGGCAGGCAGGCAAGCAGGCAGGCAGGCUGGCUGGCUGGCUGGCUGGCUGGCUGGCUGGCUGGCUGGCAGACAGGCUGGCAGGAAGGAAGGAAGGGUAGGGGAGAAACGAGAGAGGAAAAUUCUCGCGGACGUGCCCGAGUCGUACCCCGUCGUGCGCGCCUUCUUCUCCCCCUUAGUCGCUCUCCCUUCUUCUCGUGACGCGAUCGCCGGGAGAAAGAGAGAGAAAGAGAGAGUAUCCUUCGCGGGAACACCGUGAAUCGCUCGUCGACGUCGGGUGCGUACGAUGACGACGACAACUGCGACGAUAACCAUGUCCGUGUCUUCGAGAACAAACGAUCGCCGACGGCGCGACACCACUUCCAGGAACGACGACGACGACGUCGUGGUGCUGCUCCUCCGAGCGUCGUCCCUCCUUCGUGGCCGUUAAAUCGGCGUAGGUCGAUCGAGAGCCGGGGAGAGAAGAGUAGGGGGAGGAAGAGGCGAUUUUUACCCGACGGCGGGAACGACGGCGGGAGAGAGAGAGAGUGCGCUUCCUCCUCGGGAGCGAUUAACAGCUGGCCGUUCGCGAGGGACGCGACGCGCGCGCGAUCCAGUCGAUUUCUUCGGGGAGCGGAGUCGAGCCGCCUCGGCCUCCGCCGAGGCGCAAUAAAUAUCGACCACGGCACGCAAGCCGGAAGCUUAGCGAUGCGAAAAGUGGACCAUUCGAUAUCGGGCCACGUCAUAUCGCCCUGCGCCCGGCGUCGUCGAAAAGCCGCGAGAUGUACCGCGAUCACGACAUGUGCACGUUCCCAGGGGGUGGCUCGCUCGCGCACUCCCCGAGUAUUAAACGGGGCUCUUUCUCUCUCUUUCUCUCUUGCUCUCUCGCGCCAAGUUCGCGCUCCUCACGGUAGCGCGCUAACGGAUAUUCGCCGUAGCGAUACAGAUUGAUUUCCGUGUGUGUACCGAACCGGACGAGAAAACACGCUUUGGUCAGUGCGGUGCGACGGCGAACACCGAUUUCUUCCGCUCUCACCCCCCUCCGCCUCUUGCCCCUCCAGGGUCCCAUUGAAAAAAGAAGAAAUAUGUAGCGCAGCGUCCGCGGAGAAGCUGAGGAGCUGAAAUGUCUUUAGAAAAGGUGGGCGUGCGGGGGUGACUGGAGUGAUGGGAUGGGGCCAGAGCCCCAUGGAGUUCGGGUAGACCCGUCUCCGGCCCAGCUCCCCAGCCCCCUCCGCCAUCGGUAUCGCCACUGCUCCUGCCAGCGACGCAGAGGGCCGCCUCGAUCGCGAUGGAGGCCUCCUCUAGCAAUCAACAACAGAAAGAGAAGGAGCCACGCGUUCACAGGCCUUGCGCCUUCGACAAGAUGGAGGGGCUGGUGCGAGAGAUGCAAGACCCUGAGAGCGGGGUACCCGUGCGAAGUCAGAAACAGUUCCUCACCUCGAUCCCCUCAGCGUUCAUGGGUUACGACCUCAUCGAGUGGCUGAUGGAGCGGCUUGCCAUCGAAGAAUCAGUAGAGGCAGUCCAUAUUGCUAAUCAACUAUGCCAGUACGGCUACUUCUUCCCGGUGAACGACUCCAAGACGCUUACUGUAAAGGACGAUAGCUCUCUGUAUAGGUUUCAGACACCCUAUUAUUGGCCGUGGCAACAUAGAACCCCCGACAACGUGGAGUACGCGAUUUAUCUGGCUAAGCGAACCCUGAGGAACAAACAACGUCACGCUCUCGAGGACUAUGAGACCGAUGCUUUGAACAGUCUGCGCAAAAAUCUGCAGAACAAGUGGGACAUCAUACAACUUCAAGCCGAGGAACAGGUACGGCUGUCGAAGGAGCGCAAAAAGGGGGACAAGAUAGUGAGCGACUCGCAGGAACGAGCGUUUUGGAGAAUCUAUCGGCCACCACCCGGAUGUCUCAGCAGCCUGGAAGUCGUGCCCGUACCUACUCGUUUUCGUCCUGGACUUCCACGACCUCCGUCACGCAAACGCACUCUAACCGAUCUGCAACGUGAGGUGGCCCUUCUACGGAACAGUUUGAUACGCACGAGGAUCAAGGUCUCGACUGCGAUUGAAAAUUUUAAAUCAUACUUCGAAACGUACGUGGAAUACGACCCGAUGUUUGUACAGCCGAAUCCUUCCAAUCCAUGGAUCACUGACGAUCACACGUUUUGGCAACUGAAUAACCCCCUAGUGGAAGUUCCUACGGAGAAGCGUGUUAAACGAUGGGCGCUGUCGAUGGAAGAACUAAUGUCUGAUCCUACAGGUUUACAUGAGUUCACGAAUUAUUUAAGAAAGGAGUACAGCCACGAGAACAUCAGAUUUUGGGUGGCGGUUAAAGAUCUCAGGCACAGCUUCCAAGCACAGAUACCCGAGAAAGUCAACGAAAUUUUUAGAGAAUUCCUGGCGCCUGGGGCUCCCUGCGAAAUCAACAUAGACGGCAAAACGAUGGAGAAGGUUCAUCAAGAGAUGAAGAAUCCGAGCAGAUUUACGUUCGAUUCCGCCGCGGAGCAUGUAUAUACCCUACUCCUGAAGAAGGACUGCUACCCUAGAUUUAUUCGCUCCGAUCACUAUCGUAAUCUCUUAGCUGCCGGCGUGCAACCUCUGCAAAAGAAGAGGGAUGCUGGCGCGACGGAAGUGGCGGUUCGCCCUAUGGACGACGUAUGCCCAUGGGACGCCGCGCCGGGCCCGAGCACGGAACACGCGGCGGAUGCUGGCAAUGCGGCGGCGGCGGCGGCGGCGGCGAUGUCCUCUGGCGGGACAGCGUCAGCUGAUCAGACCCGACACGUGUGGGACAGCGGCGGCAGUCACGCGACGACCGCGCACUUCGCCGAGGCCGCACGUGCCUCUCGCAAAAAUUCGGCGCAACUGGACUCCUGCAGCUCGUCGUCGGACGUCAGCCUCGCCAUCGCGGAGGUGUCCGAGAGGCUGCGGAAGUCGUGCAGUUUGCAGCACAGCGGUAGCCUAGGUGCGCCGACUCCCGGCCCCGGCAUGAUGACGCGGAACUAUUCGACCUGCUCUGCGAGCGGCCGCAUCAGACUGUCCGAAACGAGCCGCGCGUCCGUCUCGUCUUGCAAUUAUCCGUCGCCCCAGCAGUCAUUCGAGUACUCUCACGCGGUAGUCGAGAAGGUGGAAGAAAAGUCGUCCUUGGAAAAAAUCGUGCCCGAAGAGGAGAUGUUCGCGGAACCCGUCGUCGUCGUUAAAGAAGCUCAAGCGAGCAGCAGUCCCAGAACGUGCGCGAAGGCGCCCCUGAUCAGUAUCAGCGCGAUCGUGGGCGACCUGCCGAGCGACAACUCCACGAUGGAGAACGCCGACGAGGACGCGAGCGAGAGCUGCACAGCGAAGGACGCGGGGGAGAUCGUCGCCGAAGAGAGAGGCGCGCGCGAGGACUCGCGAGCCGACACCGGGGCGGAUGUGUCGCCGGUGGCCGAGGAAUCGGCGACGACUGAGGAGCCGCCGGAGGAAGCGCAGGUCGUGCCUGUCUGGGAGCCGGACACCCGACAGGAAGAAGACCGAUCGGUGGCUCAGGCGGUGCCUCAGGAGAAGCGUGACAAUAAUGUUAACGAAGUAUGCCCGUGGGAGGACGAGGAAAACUGUAGAGUGGAUGCACCCUAUGUAAAAACCUAUGCGACUUUAGGUUACUUGUAAUUUGUCGUUGAUAUUAAAUCUUGCAUUUUGCAUUUGAACAUUCUCACGAGAUUCAAUUUCCACUUUUAAUCCACUUUACUGAGUGCUCGCGUGUCCAGACCGUCGAUCGCGGGGAAGUCUCGGUGAUGAUCAAUGCAGUGACAGUGCGAUGACAAGAGUCUUUCGGGAGAGGAGGGGUGAACGUAAAGUGUCUUUGACGAAACGAGCGCGCUCGUGGAACGCGAGAGAACCUGAGAUCUCCAAAUAGAACUCGCGCGCGCGCGCGCGGAUCCGAGAUCGUAUCGGAGUGUUACGCGCGAAUAAAAAUUCGCUCGAUGGAACCGAUGGGAAACGAGCUGCGGCGCAAAACCGUUCGCCAAUCUUCACAUCGAGUCGCGAGUAUCACGGCAUACGGCCUAACGAUUCGACUCGUUUCGAGCCCGAGGGAAUCCGCGAUGGAUUUCAUCGAGAUCUCGGCUUAUGAUCAACGACGUAGUGUCUCUCUUGCCUUCCCCGGCGUUUAGCGCGCGGGAUUAUUCGAUCUCCGUUGCUCUCGCGGCAGUACACUCUCAGUAUGCGAGGUAGGCCCUGCUCGAAGGAAAAAACUGAAAGGGAAGGAAAGCAUUCGCGAAGGAAAACGCAUUCGCUAGGAGCUAUUUGCGAGCAAAAUAGGCAAAACGCGGAGAAAAAGCGCGCUAUUGUUCGAAAGACAGCUGAAGGUGUAGCCUCCAACGUUGUUCGUAGACUUACGUAGAGUAGAAGAGCUUAGACGAUGUGUCGUGACGACGAAGUAGCGAAUUACAAAGUAGGAUCGUGUCUUUCUCUUUCUGUGUUGAGUAAGUAAGUGUUCGGCAACACGCUCGUUGCGCGAGCAGCGUAUUACAUUAUUGCGAAUUCGAGCGUGCGGAUUGGGAAUUCAUUGUGCUCUGUUCGACUUGGUAUUUCGUGCAGACGCGUGCUCGUCGGGGUGCCAGCCAAACCUGAGCCCUUUGGCCGCUCCCCAUGGUCGCGCUUUUCCGAGAUACUCGUUUUCCCUGUCCCCUCGCGAGUAGCAGCAUCUCGCGAGACUUUCCGUUUUGACGUGUCCCGGCUUAUCGCGAGAAUUACAUGACGACGCAACGACGAAUUGCGUCGUUCGUUCCUUGGAGAAUUCCGCGGGAAUUCCGUCGCGCGUCCUAAAAUGCGCGCGCGAGUGUAUCCCCUCGAAAAAUGUGUCCCUCUUCUUCAUUUCUUUCAGUUACCGCGAAAAAAAACACUAUAUCCCAAUGUCCGACGCGUAACUUAUAAGCGCAUCGAUGUGCACGUCCUCGUUUGAUGACUUACUUGCUAGAGUUACCGCUAAGUGUUAGCGUUAUUAUACGCCGUGUCUUACGAGCGUUCGAUAUUAAAACUAUUGACAAAUUAUCGUGACCUGAUAUAUUUCAUAAGUAUCUAAUCGCAGGUGUCUCACGUGUGUCACAUGUUACGUUAGAGCCCGUCGCAAUCGCCCCGUGUCUCAGUCAACUGAAUCGAUCUCUUCGCGUUGAUCCUCACGCGAGCGAAUUGACGGAAACGGGACGAGAAGGACGAGAUCCUCGAGAAUAAAAUCAUAUACACGUCACGCGAAUAGUUCCAAAGUCUCGAACUGGGCCCGCGGUUCUGCUACUGCCCCAGGACCUCCGACCCGGUGAGACGGUUAGACGUAUCCUUAUGUUAGGUAACGAAGAAGAGCACGCCAUGUGGAAGUUCCGAGACAAAACGCGCUCGCGCAGAAGGUCCCAUUCUAUAACUGUAACGUCGGUGUCUUCUCGUGCGUAGAUUUAAGAUUAGAACGAUACGUUUUCAGAUAUCGCGCUUGUGUAAUCUCGGAAACGCGUUUGUCUCUCGCGUAUCUUACGACGACGACUCCCCGGAUCGUUGAACGGGCCGACUCCUCGUUUCCCUCGGCGGAGGAAAACGGAUGAUUCAAUCAAUUCGGCAUUAGGGACGAAAGAACGAUCGCCUAACCGCGCCGCGUUUUCCCGACGAGGAGUCCAAAACUGGGAACGAAGGAGGGAAAACCUUGAGGGCCUCGUGAAUCUCCUCGCAACUGAAAUGAAUCGAAUGUUCACCCCCUUCCCCUCUCUCUCUCUUUGUCUGUCUGUUUGUCUAUCUCCCUCUCUUUCCCUCCCCAUCUCGGUUUGCCUUGAUGUAAAGAUCUUCGGGAUUAUUCGGGAGUUCGAAUUCUCUUUUUCUCUCUGAUUUUCACCCGCAAGACGGCGUUGACGAAGAGAAGAACGGGACUGAGAUCGAGAUCGAUUGCUCCGAUCCGAGCACAACGAGUAGCGCGCGAGCAAUGACGGUCUGGACACGCGUGCGUAAUCAUAAGGUCUCUAAAAGUAUUCACGACGGUCGUACUGUUAAUUCAGCAGCUCAACUUAAGUAUCAUAACGUUCUUACGAUAGGUUAGUCGAUAAUGAGAGACUAGAGAUAAAGACGCGUAUGUCCCGCGCGAUCUCGACAAGAAGCCAUGAGUAUAAUACACUUGCCAUACUGUGCGCAGUCGCUUUCCUUUCGUUCGCGCCGCCGGCGAUCGCGAAUCGCCGAGAUCAUUUCUCGAUUCCGCCGCCAUCCAGCGCGAUUUUACUUGCACGCGCCACGGUCGGAUCUCCGGCGAAAACACGACAGAAAACGAGGGAGAAAACUCGAGCCCGCUGGGGAAAACGCGCGAAUUGUAAUCAAGCAGGAGAGGAAACGGAGGAGCAAAUCAAAAUAAAUGCCACACACACACUUUACUCUCGCCUAAGGAAGCCACGUCUGUGUAAAUAAUUUCCGACAUCAUCGCGUAUCGCUUUCGAGAGAGAGAGAGAGUCUCUUGGAAAAUAUAUAUUCAUCGCAAAAAAGAUCUCGUCGUCGUCAUCGUCGUCGUCCAACGAGGGGCGCGCGCGAGGCUUUUUUUCGCGAAAAGAUCAGACAGGAAGGAUCUCCUUCGCACAUUUGAUCGCGGGAGCCGGCGAUCCGCCGGACGCUUCGCGUCGAGACGGUUACUUCUCGUUGUUUCUUUAUUAAAGUUUAUCACACUCGCAACGGAUGAUAGCGAGCGAUGUUGUAGAUUGUGAAUUUCGGCCAGACUUCUUUCCAGUGAACGUAAAAGUCGCGCAACAUCGAUUCCGUGUGUACUAUGUAAUGAUAAUCGCGGUAAAACGGACGUCACAAGUUUUUCUUUUCAUGUAAAAUAUUCGACAAAUCGAAAUCAACGUCCACAUAAUUGGCUAUAGUUAUGCAACAAUGACCCAACCCACAAAAUUAUGAUUUACAGGUACUGUAUAAAACAAAAAAGACCCGAGCUUCAUGGAUGCCUAAAAUUAAUUGAAAAUUAAGCAGGUUUUAUUUUCUACUAGUUGCGUCUUUUUUGACCCAUUUUUUAAAUGGUUAAACUUGCCAGUGAAUAUUCUUAAAGAAAAAAGAAUUCACCGUGCUUAAUUUCUUGAACGUUUGCGAAGAACUCUCUCUUUAUUAUUAUACUUUUAUUUAUUAUUAUUUAUACUUUUAAGAGGAUCCCAUAUUUGGAAACUUUAUCGAUAAAAUACUGAUUUUUUCUGCAAAGUUUACGCCGUAUUGAUUGCACACAAUUGCAAAUGCUUUUACACACUGAAAGUCGACAAUAACGAAUUAGAGUAUUGCUCAAAAUGUGACAAAAACGAAAUAUUUAAUAUUUUUAAAUUGACAUGCCGAGCUGUCAGUUGGCGUAAAUAUUUGCUGGAUGCAAAAGUGCUGCAGAUUGUACGUGUUGUAACGAAAAUUGGUCAAAAAGUAUUCUCGUAACAUUACAACUGAAUAUGCUUCAAAGGAUUAAACCAUAUAUCAAAAUUUUAUCUUCAUUUUCUUCGAAACGUACUCCAUGUGGGUCGGAUAUCGGUGUAUAACUAUGGCCAAUUGUACAGCAUUAUUCAGUCGCGACCGAAUCGCGAUCAUCUCUUGACUUGCGAAAGCGUCCGCGGAUCAUUCGGCCAAGUUCAGCAAGGCACUUGGAAGAAUGGCUCGAAAGACGAGCCGCAACCUUGAGCGCGUCCCUCACGCCGCAUUUUGUAUAACUUGAAAUCGCGACGCAUGGCUACAUCGAUUGCUCUUUUGGCAUGCCACGAUUGCGAGUUCACCUCGCGAAAGGUGAUAGAGAGAGAGAGAGAGAGAGAGAGAGAGAGAGAGAGAAAGAGAGAGAGAGAGAGUGAUUAAUAAUGUUCAACGCGACGCGCUCAGGAGCAUCGGUGAAACAUCUCGUUAUUCGGACGUUGUCAUCGGACGCGGUCGGAACACUUUUCGACGCCGCACAUCGGGAGGAAGCGCAAAAUUCUUUCGCAAACGCUCGAGAAAUAUUUCGAUUAUUUCCGGCAGAAACGGCGCUUAAUAUGAACAGACGAAAUGUGAUUAGUUCGCAUCAUUAGCGCGUAUAUUGUACGUAGACACGGGACGAGAGUUAGAUACGAAUAAGUG